AUGGAAGACCAAACAAGUGCUUCGCCUUAUGAGAUCUCAAUCACGUUCAGUGGCAAUCCAUUGGAUCGGGUGAAUAAUCGAAGGAAGGACGUGGCCUUCCUUGCCACCCAGCUGGAGAGCGCCGCUUCCGUGUGCAUUCCCUUCCACCGACUCUCGCCGCUGCUCCUCCGCAGCUCUGACGAGUCCGCGACACCAACGCGCGAGAUUCGCUGGAAGAGCCUGAGCGAGGUGACCAGACUGGCUGGUGGAGUCGGCGAAGUGGUCCUGCUGGGCCUGCGCAACGAUACGGCACACUAUGCCGUCGAGUUGCCCGGGGAGAGUGCCAAGGCGCUCACAGACGGCGACGAAUCCGCAGAGUUCAUCGACAUGCGCCGCGUUUCUCCCUUCCUCAUUCACGAGGAGGCCGGCAUUCUCGCACAGGCACGAGCUCUGCUUGAGUGGCACGCCAAGCACAAGUACUGUGGAGUGUGCGGCAGUCCAACGCGCUCGAUCGAGGGCGGAUCCAAGCGGCAAUGCACCAACGCCGCGCCUCCGAAGACCGACGCCGUGCCCGCCACCGGUGGACCCAAGGGCUGCGGCAAUCGGGAGUACCCGCGCACCAACCCGGUGGUGAUCAUGCUGGUGAUCCAUCCCGACGGACGGCAGUGCCUUCUGGGCACGCAGAACCGCGUCUCGGGUCUCACCAAUAUGUGGUCCUGCCUUGCCGGCUUCAUGGAUCCGGGCGAGACGAUUGAGGAGGCGGUGCGCCGGGAGGUGUGGGAGGAGAGCGGGAUCGAGGUGGGCAAGGUCGAGUACUUUGCCAGCCAGCCAUGGCCCUUCGGAACGGAACUGAUGAUCGGCUGCUUCGCCCACGCGCUCAAGGCUGAGAUCAACGUCGACCGAAGGGAAAUUGCCGACGCUCGCUGGUUCACACCCGCAGAGAUCGAAAAUGGCGUGCGACAGAUGGCCGAGAACCCGCGACUGAUGUGGGCCAGCGCGGAAUGGCGCAUCCCGGCCAAGAGCGCCAUCGCGCACCAACUGAUGGCCAAGUGGGUGGCCUCCCUCCCGCCACCGCCCGCCACUUCCACCUCUUCCCUUUGA
Molecule: messenger RNA, 1080 nt
Organism: Acanthamoeba castellanii str. Neff
Lineage: Eukaryota; Discosea; Longamoebia; Acanthamoebidae
Product: hydrolase, NUDIX domain containing protein
Exons: 10
Coding region: 1-1080 (359 amino acids)
Biological process (GO): NADP+ catabolic process; NAD+ catabolic process
Cellular component (GO): cytosol
Molecular function (GO): NADH pyrophosphatase activity; metal ion binding
Source: RefSeq, a predicted model, not a curated record